AUGAAGCUGCACGUGCUGCUCGCGGCGGCGGCUCUAUUGGGAGGCUUUCUCCCGCGUAACGAAUGCAAAGCAAUAGACACGAGCGGCGGUUUUUCUACGUUACCGGAACUGCAGCCGCCGGUUCUGCCGAUUCUCAUGCGCGUGGGAGAGGAGUACUUCAUCAGGCUGGACGGCCCACAGCGGAGCGCGCGGCUCUCCCCGCAAAGCGGCUCGCCACGCGCGAGCGCCGGAAAGUGCGCGCUCCAGCUGCAGCUCACGCGCGGGCUGCUGCGAGGGCGGGUCGCUGAGGCAGGAAACGCGUUAACGGACAGCGCGACCGAGCGCGAGCGUCGCUCCGACGAAGCACCCAUCUCACUGGACCUGACGUUUCACCUGCUGCGCGAGGUGCUGCAGAUGGCGCGAGCCGAGCGGUUAGCUCAGCAGGCGAGCAACAACCGCAAAAUGAUGGACAUCUUUGGCAAAUAG
Molecule: messenger RNA, 465 nt
Organism: Colossoma macropomum (tambaqui)
Lineage: Eukaryota; Metazoa; Chordata; Actinopteri; Characiformes; Serrasalmidae
Gene: crha
Product: corticoliberin-1
Exons: 1
Coding region: 1-465 (154 amino acids)
Cellular component (GO): extracellular region
Molecular function (GO): hormone activity
Source: RefSeq, a predicted model, not a curated record